Molecule: messenger RNA, 991 nt
Organism: Agrilus planipennis (emerald ash borer)
Lineage: Eukaryota; Metazoa; Arthropoda; Insecta; Coleoptera; Buprestidae
Product: ferritin-like
Exons: 3
Coding region: 12-887 (291 amino acids)
Biological process (GO): iron ion transport; intracellular iron ion homeostasis
Cellular component (GO): cytoplasm
Molecular function (GO): ferric iron binding; ferrous iron binding
Source: RefSeq, a predicted model, not a curated record
UAUUACAAAAAAUGUUAACAAAACUAUUAAAUUUAAAUUCUCAACCACAGAUAAAUUGUUUUAAAAAAGAAAUUAGUGAAUUCUUGACACCAAAAACCAGACCAAACCGUUACAAAUCAUCCCCCCAAUUAAAAAAAAGCUCGAACCCCCUUCUUGUGAAUGAUAACAGUAAAACAAAGUUCUCUUAUAAAUAUUUGUCAUCUCUAGAACAGAGUAGUUCCAGUAAAAAUUUACUUAAAAAUGCCAAUUCUGCAGACCAUUACAUCAGUGUUCGUUAUUCAAAAGAGUCUUGCCCUCCCGAACCCCCUAGGAAGCCCUUAAGUGAAGUUUUACACACAUCUUUAAAUCAUCAGAUUUUGGAAGAAAUUCAAGCUUCAUAUAUUUAUCUAUCAAUGGCUUGUUUUUUUGCAAGAACUGACGUUGCUUUACCUGGGUGUUACGUGUAUUUUAAGAAAAUGUACAAAGAAGAACUAGGGCAUGCAGACGUAUUAAUAAAAUAUUUGACGAUGAGAGGAGGGGUAGUAAAUUUAAAUACGAUAGAACCACCUUGUAAUCAAAACUGGGAGGGAAUUCAGAAUGUUCUAAUAAAUGCUAUCCAACUGGAGACCUGUAUUAGAGAUCAAUUAGUAAAGUUAUGCCACUCUGCGGAAAAGGAGAGGGAUUUUGGUCUUGCUGAUUUAAUUCAAGGCGAAUUUGUACGCGAACAGGAUGAAUCGAUAAAUGAAUUAACGCGUUUGUUGGUGCGAUAUAGUAAAAUGACUAAGUGCGGACGCGGAUGUGGCUGCGGAGAAUAUUUGUUUGAUAGAGAACUGUUCAGAAUUUUCAGCAAAAAAGAAGGCGAAACAGUUAUCCGGGGUCACGAUAUACCUCCUAAUUCUUACAUCUAAGGAUAAAUCCUUUGCAUGCAAUCUAGUUAUGUAACGUAGUUAUUUGGUUUUGUCCUUAUAAUGAACGCAAAAUACCGACGCAAUAAAGUUAUAUUAUACAUCAA